AUGAACUGGGAUUGGUCGUGGAGCUUCAACAGGGGACAGUCUGAUUCGCUGCGUGGGCGCGUGUGGUGUGUGGUGUUCACUGCCUUAGUGCGUGCUGAGCCUGCUGCAGGAGACAGCGAAACAGAGAGACUGGACAGAGACGGGAACGGGGCCUGCCAGGGUAGAGAAAGAGCCAAAGCGGACCAGGGGCUGAUGAACUGCUGCCGCAAUGAAUUUGCCUCUAUUGGCGUCCUUUUUGGGGGGGGAAGCGGCUCGUCGCACGCCAAAAGAAAGCGGGCAAAUUUUGUCGGUUGUGAUUGA
Molecule: messenger RNA, 300 nt
Organism: Colletotrichum orchidophilum
Lineage: Eukaryota; Fungi; Ascomycota; Sordariomycetes; Glomerellales; Glomerellaceae
Exons: 1
Coding region: 1-300 (99 amino acids)
Source: RefSeq, a predicted model, not a curated record